Molecule: messenger RNA, 402 nt
Organism: Knipowitschia caucasica
Lineage: Eukaryota; Metazoa; Chordata; Actinopteri; Gobiiformes; Gobiidae
Source: the annotation of a GenBank genome assembly
AUGAAGCUGUGCUGCGAGUUAUCAGCCAAUCAGCAAAUCAAAAGUGCAGUGAAAGGCUCUGGGAAAGGGGCGGCUGCAGCAGGGGGGUUAGCGUUUGCAGGAGGGUUGGUUGGAGGUCCUCUCGGUAUUGCAGUCGGCGGCGCUGUGGGGGGUCUUCUGGGAUGUUGGAUGACGAGUGGACAGUUCAAGCCUUUGCCUCAGAUCAUUAUGGAGCUGAGUCCUCAGCAGCAGCAGAAACUGUAUGAUGAUCUCGCGGCUAUUCUUGGAGAAAUUAACUGGACAGACUUGGCUCAGUUAACGGCGUUGGUCAUGGGGAAUGCAACUCUAAAGCAUCAACUAACAGCUGCUCUUCUUGGAUUCGUCACAAAGGAGCUCCAGGCAGAAGUGCACUAUGUGGACUAA